Nyctereutes procyonoides (raccoon dog) is the source of this 402-nucleotide messenger RNA. Its product is annotated as 60S ribosomal protein L26-like. Gene Ontology annotation, cellular component: cytosolic large ribosomal subunit. Lineage: Eukaryota; Metazoa; Chordata; Mammalia; Carnivora; Canidae. The coding region runs from base 1 to 402 and encodes 133 amino acids. The transcript has a single exon. Gene Ontology annotation, molecular function: structural constituent of ribosome; RNA binding. The record is from RefSeq and is a predicted model, not a curated record. Gene Ontology annotation, biological process: ribosomal large subunit biogenesis; cytoplasmic translation.
AUGAAGUUCAAUCCCUUUGUGACUUCUGAUUGGAGCAAGAAUCGUAAAAGAUAUUUAAAUGCACCUUCCUACAUUCACAGGAAGAUUAUAUCUUCUCUUUCCAAAGAGCUGAGACAGAAGUACAAUGUUCGAUCCAUGCCCAUCCAAAAGGAUGAAGUUCAGGGUGUACAAGAACACUACAAAGGUCAGCAGAUUGGCAAAGCAGUCCAGGUUUACAGGAAGAAAUACGUCAUCUCCACUGAACAAGUACAGCAAAAGAAGGCAAAUGGCACAAGUGUCCACGCGGCCAUUUACUUUAGCAAGGUGGUUAUGACUAGACCAAAAAUGGGCAAAGACUGUAAAAAGAUCCUUGAACAUAAAGCCAAAUGUCACCAAGUAGGAAAGGAAAGGGCAAAUAUAUAA